Entrophospora candida is the source of this 993-nucleotide messenger RNA. The record is from the annotation of a GenBank genome assembly. NCBI's taxonomy places the organism in Eukaryota, Fungi, Glomeromycota, Glomeromycetes, Entrophosporales, Entrophosporaceae.
AUGGUAAAGCAACUGACAGACGAAGAUGUAACAUCAAAUUUUGAACUGUUCGAACAAAACGGAUUCUUAUUGACACAUUCAUUAUAUUGGAUGACUAUUUCUAUACUUCAAAUUGAUUUACUUUGCACAGUCUAUGUAAUUUAUCGAACAUAUAAAAAAUGGAAAUCGUCAAAUAAUGGCUUAUCAAUGGCCUACAGAAUACCCUUUUAUAUCGCUAUUAUAGAAAUUUUUAUUUAUGUAUUUCAAACUACAAAUUUGAUUCAUCCAGCUAUCUUUAUCGAAAACUGGCCUGAACCCUAUUGUUCAAUUAUUUCAGGAGGAUUCUUUUUUGUAACUGUAACGAAUAUUUUUAUGGUUGGAGUCAUAGCAUUAAUGAGCUGGCUUGUUGGAAUUCAACAACCUAAUUAUGGAAAAUUUGAUUAUAGAUUAUUUAUUGUGCCAAUUGGUUCAGCAAUAUGUUCAACCAUUGUCGCUCGCCCAACUUUUAGAAGCGAUGAAUUUUGGUGCUAUACGAGCGAUGAAUUUACAACUAUACCAAAACUUUUAUUGGCUAUUGAUUUUAUCGUAUUAGUUUUAACAUUAUUUUGUUAUGUGAGUAUCAUCGUUAGAAUAAAUUCAGCAGAACUCAAUAACACAAAUCGUUCAUUUUUGAUCGCAUCAAGAAAAAUCGUUGGAUAUUUAACGAUGUACAUUAUUCAAUGGACACCUUUGAUGUCUUAUGUAAUAGCUGAUAUUUUAGAUCAAGAGUAUGCUUCAGUAUUUUUUAUAUCUAUAAACUUCAUCGCUUUUGGAGGAAUAUUAAAUAUGAUUCAAUAUGUUAUAAAUGAAGGCUGGGUAAAUGAAAAUAAAUCUGGUCCUUCUUCGUUAUCAUCAUCAACUGAAUUAACAGUCUCUAAUGAUAAUAAUAUUAUUAUUAGAGUUCACGUUCAGAAUCAGAAUAAUGAUACUAUUGUUGCUGAUGACCUAUCAAGUAUUGAUAAUAAGAAUAAGUAG